GUUGUGUUCCCGCCAACUCGCGCCACUUUCCGUGCCGUGACGAAUUUCGAAUCAUCUCAACGUUUCUUUCUCUUUGUUACUUUUGAUCAUAAUUUUGUGCAGCAAGGCUCGUAGGCCCUCAUCAUGGUUGCCGAUAGAAAUUCCGACAGGAUGUACGUCUUGAAAAGAGGUGGGCGUAAAGAGGAGGUGCACUUCGAUAAAAUCACAUCAAGAAUUCAAAAACUUUGUUAUGGGUUGGACAUGGAUUAUCUUCAUCCGGCCUCCAUUACUCUCAAAGUUAUCAAUGGUUUGUAUCCGGGUGUCACAACUGUUGAGCUUGAUAAUCUUGCUGCGGAGACUGCAGCCACCAUGACUACAAAGCAUCCAGACUAUGCUGUGCUUGCUGCCCGUAUUGCAGUCUCUAACCUGCACAAAGAGACCAAAAAGAGUUUCAGUGAGGUCAUGCAUGACUUAUACAACAUAUAUAAUGAAGCUACAAAGUUGAAGUCUCCCAUGAUAUCCGAUUUUCAUUAUGAAGUCAUUACUAAGAAUGCUGAUCGUUUGAACUCUGCCAUUAUCUACGAUAGAGACUUUUCUUACAAUUACUUUGGUUUCAAGACUUUGGAAAGAUCAUAUCUUCUUAAGAUUGGCGGUAAGGUUGUUGAACGUCCUCAACACAUGUUGAUGAGGGUUGCUGUUGGUAUUCAUGGGGAUGAUAUUGAUGCUGCCAUUGAAACUUACAACCUACUGUCUGAGAGAUAUUUCACUCACGCUUCACCCACUCUGUUCAGUGCUGCUACUCCUCGUCCUCAACUUUCAAGUUGCUUCCUGCUGUCUAUGAAAGAUGAUAGUAUUGAAGGCAUUUACGACACACUGAAAGACUGUGCUUUGAUUUCUAAGUCAGCUGGAGGUAUUGGUGUUAACAUUCACUGUAUUCGUGCCAAGGGAAGUUAUAUUGCUGGCACUAAUGGUACAUCAAAUGGUAUUAUUCCCAUGCUUCGUGUGUACAACAACACAGCUAAAUACGUAGACCAAGGUGGAAACAAGCGUCCUGGUGCGUUUGCUAUCUACCUUGAACCAUGGCAUGCAGAUGUGUUUGAUUUCCUAGACCUGAAAAAGAACACUGGCAAGGAGGAGGUUCGUGCAAGAGACCUUUUUUAUGCCUUAUGGAUUCCUGACUUGUUCAUGAAGAGAGUUGAGAAAAAUGAGAAAUGGAGCCUCAUGUGUCCUCAUCAGAGUCCUGGUCUUGCUGACUGUUGGGGAGAGGAAUUUGAAAAGUUGUAUGAAAAGUAUGAACAAGAAGGACGCUACAUGAAACAAAUAAAUGCUCAGCAGUUGUGGUUGGCCAUUAUUGAGUCUCAAGUAGAAACUGGCACACCUUACAUGUUGUACAAAGAUGCUUGCAACCGCAAAUCCAAUCAGCAGAAUGUAGGAACAAUUAAAAGCAGCAAUCUUUGCACUGAGAUUGUUGAGUAUUCCUCGCCGACAGAAAUUGCUGUUUGUAAUUUGGCAUCAGUUGCCGUUAACAUGUUUGUGAAGCCUGACAAAACCUACGACUUUGUAAAGCUGAAAGAGGUGACAAAGACUGUGACCAAAAACCUGAAUAAAAUAAUUGAUGUGAACUAUUAUCCAGUUCCAGAGGCCCGCAAUUCCAACAUGCGCCACAGGCCAAUAGGAAUUGGUAUUCAAGGCUUGGCUGAUGCUUUCAUUUUGAUGCGCUUGCCUUUUGAAAGCCAAGGUGCACAGGAUUUGAAUACUAAAAUUUUUGAAACUUUAUAUUAUGCUGCACUUGAAGCCAGUUGUGAGCUUGCUGAGACACUUGGCCCAUAUGAAACUUAUCCUGGUUCUCCAGUCAGCAAGGGGAUUCUACAACCUGACAUGUGGAAUGUGACACCGUCUAAACUCUGGGAUUGGGAUGCUUUACGUAGCAAGAUUGCAAAACAUGGUGUGAGGAACUCUUUAUUGCUUGCACCUAUGCCAACUGCCUCAACAGCGCAGAUUUUGGGUAAUAAUGAGUCUAUUGAGGCCUACACAUCAAAUAUUUACACAAGGAGGGUAUUAUCAGGAGAGUUCCAGGUUGUAAAUCACCACUUGCUGCGUGAUCUGACAGACAUUGAUCUCUGGGAUGAUGACAUGAAGAAUGAGAUUAUUUCCAAUGGUGGAUCUAUUCAGAACAUUGACAGAAUCCCCAAAGAAAUCAAGGAGCUAUACAAAACAGUUUGGGAAAUUUCACAGAAAACUGUUAUAAAAAUGGCUGCUGAUAGAGGGGCCUUCAUUGAUCAAUCUCAAUCACUAAAUAUCCAUAUAGCUGAGCCAAAUUAUGGGAAGCUCACAUCCAUGCAUUUCCAUGCCUGGAAGUUGGGUUUGAAAACUGGUAUGUACUACUUACGAACAAAACCAGCUGCUCAAGCUAUUCAGUUCACUGUUGAUAAGCAGAAACUUGCCAAGAACAACUCUGUCAAUGGAACAACAAAUGGGACUCUUAGCAAUUCAAAGGACAACAGUCAAAAUGUUGCUGCUAUGGUGUGUUCCCUACAAAACAAAGAUGAUUGUCUCAUGUGCGGUUCUUAAAACGUUUUAACAGUAUCGAUUGUAAUCUAUGUGUCUUUUUAUUGUUUGUACCAUAAAGCAAUGAGCUAUUUUAAGCACUGUAUUUUUAAUAACAUUUUUAAGCACUUGCCACAGCGGUGUCUUUAUCGUCUUCUUACGUACUGGUAAUUGCAGUAAAUGGGAGUACUAUGCACAAUGCUGUGAAAAGAAUCAAUUCUGUAUUUGCUGUUUUUUUAAGUUAAAAUAUUUUUAUUAAUAUUUAUUAAACACAUCUUAAACUCA
Messenger RNA from Frankliniella occidentalis (western flower thrips), 2811 nucleotides. RefSeq names its product ribonucleoside-diphosphate reductase large subunit (gene RnrL). Bases 124 to 2550 code for a protein of 808 amino acids. NCBI's taxonomy places the organism in Eukaryota, Metazoa, Arthropoda, Insecta, Thysanoptera, Thripidae. Gene Ontology annotation, molecular function: ATP binding; ribonucleoside-diphosphate reductase activity, thioredoxin disulfide as acceptor. Gene Ontology annotation, cellular component: ribonucleoside-diphosphate reductase complex. The transcript is spliced from 13 exons. The record is from RefSeq and is a predicted model, not a curated record. Gene Ontology annotation, biological process: deoxyribonucleotide biosynthetic process; DNA replication.